AUGCCCGUAUUCACUGAACAUGCCGCCGCCUCGCGCGACCUGCGCGUUCUCCCUUCAUUCGCUCCUCCAUUGCCGCGCUUCGCCCCAACACUAUCACCACCCACGUCAGAAAAAUAUGAAGUGGUGAUUGUGGGAGCCGGGCCAGCAGGCCUAAUGCUAGAACUGCUGUUGGCACGAUACGGAUUAAGUGACGACUCAUUGCUAUGCGUCGACACGAAAUCAACAGCACUGAAAUCCGGCCAAGCCGAUGGACUCCAGCCUCGUACACUGGAGACCUUGAAGUCUCUAGGGCUGGCAGAUGAAAUUCUCUCCGAGGGAUGUCAGAUGUGGCAGGUUGCAUUUUGGAAUCCAUCGGAAGACGAGGAAAAGAUCAUCGAGCGCACAUCGAUCGUGCCGGAUGUUGCUGUUCCAGCGCGAUACCCCCAUGAAGUCACUAUUCACCAGGGUCGUAUCGAGCGAAUCCUAGAGACUGAUUUGCUGCGGUACUCCAAGCGCGGUGUACAGCGCAACACUAAGCUGAUUGAUGUCAAAAUUGACGAAGCGGGUGACGCAGAGUACCCAGUUGUGGCUGAAAUUGAGACAGAAGGACAGAAGCGCACUGUGCGAACGAAGUUUCUAGUAGGCGCUGAUGGAGCACACUCUAUAGUCCGCCGCAACAUGGGGCUCAAACUCGAAGGUGAAUCGAGUGAUCAUAUCUGGGGCGUUGUCGACUUGGUUGUCGAUACUGAUUUCCCCGAUAUCAGACGUAGAUGUGCCAUCCAUUCACCGGCUGGUUCUGUGAUGGUCAUACCUCGCGAACGCAUUUCUACGGGGGAUUAUUUAACGCGGCUUUAUGUCCAGGUACCUGGUGAUGUGAUUCCUAGCGAAGAUCAGCAACCAGACAAUGGGACAGGUAAGCCUCCUGUUGUGGAUGCACGGGCACGCCGAAGCCAAGUCACCGAGAAAACAAUUUUCGAUAACGCUGCCGCCGCGUUCAAGCCGUAUUAUAUUCGGCCCAAGAAAGAUGGAGCUGUGGAUUGGUGGGCGGCUUACCAGAUUGGCCAGCGUGUUACAGAUAAAUUUUCUGUCAAGGAUUCCAAUGGUGUCAACCGGGUGUUCAUCGUGGGGGAUGCUUGCCAUACUCAUAGCCCGAAGGCUGGUCAAGGAAUGAAUGUAUCCAUGAUGGACUCCUACAAUUUGUCUUGGAAGCUCGCAUAUUUCAUCAAUGGACUCGCGCCCGAAAAUCUGGCCAAUAAAAUUCUCGACACAUAUCACAUUGAGCGACACACGAUCGCGCAGCAGCUAAUCGAGUUCGACAAAGCAUUUUCAUCUAUGUUUUCAGGCAAGAUUGGUGCGUCAGAAGACGGUGUCAGCUCACUUACCCACGACGAGUUCUUGGAAGUGUUCAAUCGUGGCAAUGGUUUCACAAGUGGUUGUGGUGUCGAAUAUCCAGACAGCAUGACUGUGAACCGGUCUUUCAAUGGAAGAGAGGACCCCAUCCACGGCACAGACUAUCUUGCUGGUAUUCUCCACCCAGGAAGGCGUUUACUGAAUGUCCGUCUGGUUCGCCAUGCCGAUGGAUACCGACGCGAUCUACAAGAUGAUUUUGCAUCAACUGGUCGCUUCCGCAUCCUCUGCCUCACAUCUUCAGACCUAUUAGACCCAGCUGGCAUCUCCGCCCAAGCUCUCAAAACCCUUAGUGCGAUCAUCGCACGAUUCCCGAAGUCUAUACUAGAGCAGGUGGUUAUCCACCCACGUUUGUCUAGAGACUUCAUGUGGGUGGAUGUUCCCUCCCCAGUGAAGGAGCACUCAGAGAUGUCUUUCUAUAGUGGAUAUGAGAUUGAUCAAGUCUACAGCAUCUAUGGAGUUGAUCCGGAGAAGGGCGCUCUAGCGAUUGUACGACCCGACGGAUACGUUGGUGUUAUUGCAUCCUUGACAGAUGUUGGUCGCGCUGAGCACUACCUCGAGGGCCUAAUCAGGACAGUGUAG
Molecule: messenger RNA, 1968 nt
Organism: Penicillium soppii
Lineage: Eukaryota; Fungi; Ascomycota; Eurotiomycetes; Eurotiales; Aspergillaceae
Product: putative phenol monooxygenase
Exons: 5
Coding region: 1-1968 (655 amino acids)
Molecular function (GO): FAD binding
Source: RefSeq, a predicted model, not a curated record